Lethenteron reissneri (Far Eastern brook lamprey) is the source of this 1314-nucleotide messenger RNA. Its product is annotated as aquaporin-3-like. The record is from RefSeq and is a predicted model, not a curated record. Gene Ontology annotation, biological process: water transport; glycerol transmembrane transport. Lineage: Eukaryota; Metazoa; Chordata; Hyperoartia; Petromyzontiformes; Petromyzontidae. Gene Ontology annotation, cellular component: basolateral plasma membrane; plasma membrane. Gene Ontology annotation, molecular function: glycerol channel activity; water channel activity; urea transmembrane transporter activity.
AGCAGCAGUAGCCGCAUGCCCCUAACACAGCUAUCGCCUUGGGAGCGUGCACCAAGAGGGAACAGAGGCCGCUGUUGUUUCAGUGCAACGCUUCAAAACCAAAGGAGACGAUGCCGGUGCAAGAGGGGCGAAUGAAGAGGCUGCAGCGGAGGCUGUUCAUCCGAAAUAGGCUGGUCUGCGAGGCGAUGGCAGAGUUUGUGGGGACGUACAUUCUGGUUUUGUUUGGGUGUGGCUCGGUGGCGCAGGUUGAAUUGAGUGGAGGACUCAAGGGGCAGUUCCUCACGAUCAACCUCGCCUUUGGGUUUGCGGUCACCAUGGGACUCCACGCCGCUGCAGGCGUUUCAGGUGGACACCUGAACCCAGCCGUUACAUUUGCGUUUGCCGUUCUGGGUCGCUUCGAAUGGCACAAGUUACCUCUCUACAUGCUGGCUCAGCUCCUCGGAGCUUUCAUGGGCGCAGGCACCGUGUUCGGACUGUAUUAUGAUGCCUUCCUGUACGCCGGCAAUGGGAACUACACAAUUCAGCUGGCUGGAGUUUUUGCCACUUACCCCUCAGAGCACCUGUCUCUGGGAAAUGGAUUUGUGGAUCAGCUGAUUGGCACUGCAGCCCUGCUGGUGUGCAUCAUGGCGGUGAUAGACAAGCGAAACAACCCAGCUCCAAAGGGCAUGCAGCCCUACAUAAUAGGCCUCGUCGUCGUGCUCAUCGGGCUCUCCAUGGGCUUCAACGCGGGGUACGCCGUGAACCCGGCCCGUGACCUCGGCCCGCGUCUCUUCACGUCCAUUGCUGGAUGGGGUUGGAAAGUAUUUUCGUCCGGUGGCUACUGGAGCUGGGUGCCUGUGGUGGCACCCAUGAUCGGUGGGGUGCUCGGUGCGUUUGUUUACGAGCUGUUCGUUGGAUUUCAUCUUGUGGAGGCGUCACUCCCGCCGGCGGUGGAGCCCCCACCGUCUCCACGAGAAAAAAAGGGGCUCCUCAAGCUCCAGCCAGAAAGCAUGGCUGACGUCAUGUGCUGAGUCGGCACACGAUGGUCUGGGAUUGAGCUGCGGGGCCAGUGAUUCUCGAUGCAUUUGAAUGAGGCUUAUCCAGCUGCGUUUGUGUAACACAUCCAACUAAGGGUGUAACAUGCUAUGUCUGCUAGAACUUUUAGUUUUACUCAAGCUUAAUUUCCAUGUUUUGGUACUAAUGGCGUCAAUCACGUCGAUUUUAAUAAAAUAUAUACAAACCUGUGCUGGUUUUUUGUUUGUUUCAGUUUGACACCAAACCUCUUAAAUGUCCAACAUUUGCUCCCAAUAGCAAUGCACAUACUUUUCACAAAAA